AUGUGCUGGUCGACCAGCCGCCGUACUAGUGUGAUUGUGUACGAUAUUACGGCGACAGACGAAGCCAGCACUCGGGUGUCCCCAGAAAUCUCAUCUCUCCCACCGCCGACAACCUACCAGCCGACGGAUAUGAUGGCCCCGUGUGAAUCAUAUAAUUAUUAUCAUCAUACUCACGGGAUGGCGUUGAAGACGUCCGGAGUCCGACGGCUGUACUACACAUACACGGCCGGCGGCAGGCCAACGGAGUGUUGUAUACGUUUCGUUCCAGUGGACACGCCGGCGAGACGGCGAGCUGGCGCGUGUAUACGGCGCAGAACAAGCAGUGACAAUGACAUGGACCUCGAACACGGCAGCCGGGGGGCGCGGCGUCUGUUUGUUUUUCCGAUCGCGCACGUCAGGGGGUACGUUGCCGGCGGCGAGCGGAGUUAA
Molecule: messenger RNA, 429 nt
Organism: Macrosiphum euphorbiae (potato aphid)
Lineage: Eukaryota; Metazoa; Arthropoda; Insecta; Hemiptera; Aphididae
Source: the annotation of a GenBank genome assembly